Molecule: messenger RNA, 4218 nt
Organism: Drosophila arizonae
Lineage: Eukaryota; Metazoa; Arthropoda; Insecta; Diptera; Drosophilidae
Gene: Tl
Product: toll like receptor
Biological process (GO): signal transduction
Cellular component (GO): plasma membrane
Molecular function (GO): signaling receptor activity; protein binding
Source: RefSeq, a predicted model, not a curated record
CGUGCAAAGGAGACUAGACACACAAAUACAAACAGAAUGCGAGCCGUAAGCGCAGCAGCGCCGCCGUUGCUGCUGGUGGUGUUUCUUCAGGCGCUCAACUGGCAGCUGGGCGUGGCCGUGUUUGGGCGCGAUGAUUGCCGCGAUCUGACCAUAUCGUCGUGCGAGUGCGCACCAUCCUUGUCGGAGUAUGAGCUCAACUGUCCCGGCAACAGCUACAAUCCCAAAUUCAAGAUUACCAUCCGUCCCGGCUACACGGUCCAGAUCGAAUGCAACCUGACGGAUGCCUCGGAGUACAAGCAGAUGCCGCGGCUGAACAUCGGCAGCAUCGAUAUGGUGCAGAUCAGGCGCUGCCCGCUGCCCUAUCACACGCCCAUAGCGGGCAUCAUGGAUCACCUGGGCAUCAACAAUACCAAAGUGCUGAUCUUUGAGGGCAACGACUUGGGCAUGAAUGUGACCCGUAAGCACCUGGAUCGUCUGCAGAAUCUGCAGCGGCUGCGUUUCGCCGCGCGCCGCUUGCCCUACAUUCCCGAGGACUUGCUGCAUGAUAUGCACCAUCUGAGCUGGCUGGACAUGCGUGCCGCCAACCUGGGUGAGCUGCCAGCAAAGCUGCUGGCCAACAUGGAGAACUUGCAGUUCCUCGAGCUGGGCAGCAACAAUCUGCGGCAGCUGCCGCGCGGGCUCUUCCACAAUCUGCACAAGCUGUUGCACCUGAACCUGUGGAGCAAUCAGCUGCACAACCUGAGCAAGCACGACUUUGAGGGCGCCGUCUCUGUGAGGGAUGUGGAUCUGCAUAACAAUGGCAUUGUUGAGCUGCGACCGGAUGUCUUUGAGCUGCUCACCAAUGUGACGGAGAUCAAUUUGAAUGGCAACAACUUCCGCUCGCUGCCCGCGGGCCUCUUCGAGCACAACAAGCAGCUGGAGCAGGUGAAGCUGCAAAACAAUCGUGUACCGCUGCCCACGCUCCCGGCCCGCCUCUUUGCUGAUCUGCCCAGGCUGCGCAUCCUUUAUCUGCGCUGUGAACUGGAAUCCAUCCCAGAAGAUCUCAUUGAGAACUCGAUGAACAUCACAGACAUUUCUCUCAUGGACAAUCAUCUGAGCACGCUGCCCGCCAAGCUGCUGGAGCAUCAGGUGAAUCUGGUGACACUGGAUCUGCACAAGAAUCGCUUGAGCCACCUGCCCGACGGCAUCUUCAGCCACUUGUCCAAGUUGGAGAACUUGAAUCUGGCCGAAAAUCGACUCACUGAAAUCUCCAGUAAGCUCUUCAGCAAGCUGGUGAAUCUCAAAACCCUCCGCAUGAACGAUAAUCAUCUUGUGAGCAUACAGCCGCAGGCUUUCGCUUCGAACGUGCUGCUGCGUCAACUGAACAUGGCCAACAAUCGCAUCAAUUUCCAUGAGUAUAUGUCGGUGCGCGGAGUGGACGCGGAGCUGAGUUCCCCAUUCGCACAUCUUAGGAAUCUGACGACCCUCAAUCUGCGCAACAAUUCGCUCAUGGUCAUAUUUAGCGACUGGAAGUAUGCGAUGCGCGAGUUGCAGGAGAUCGACUUGAGCUAUAACAACUUCACCUGGCUGGACUACUCCGAUCUAGACUUUGUGUCCGCUUUCGAUCUGACUAUCAAUAUGACCCACAAUAAGAUAAUCACCGUGCACUUCUACAGGCAGGCAGACUUCCCGCCCAUCGACCAGGGCCAGCGGCUGGUGCAUGGGGUAAAGUCGGUGCGCGUGGAUCUCAACGAUAAUCCGCUCGUCUGUGACUGCACACUCCUGCGCUUCCUGCAGGUGGUGCGCGGCGACAUUCAGCCGGACUAUGCAAAGAACUUGGUCACGUUCACCGACCGAUUGAACUGCCAGGCGCCAAGCGCCUUGGCCGAUCGUCCCAUGCGCUCCGUGCAUCCCCGUGAACUGGUCUGCAAAUUCGACCUCGCUGAGGAUCCGGCCGAGAGACGUUGCCCUCGCGGCUGCGAUUGCCUGGUGCGCACCUUCGACGCGACGCUAAUCAUCAACUGCUCCAAUGGCGAGCUGACCAAAGUACCCAAGCUGCCACGCCUGCCCCAGAAUCUGCGCGAGAUGGAGCUGUAUGUGGAAAACAACACCUUGCUCAAGCUGCCGAGCAACACAUCGCCCGGGUACGAGAAUGUGACCAGCCUGCACGUGGCAGGCAAUAACCUCACCCAGUUGGAGCUGAACCAGUUGCCCAGAAACCUGAAGUACUUGGAUGUGCGUCGCAAUCAGCUGCAGGUGCUCAACUCAACGCUGCUCGGCUAUCUCAACAGCACGAUGGACAACAUGACGCUGCGUCUCUCCCAGAAUCCGUGGGUGUGCAACUGCGAGGCCAGGGAACUGUUGCUCUUCACGCAAAAGAAAUACGAGCGCAUCCCAGACUACACCGAGAUGUACUGCGUCGAUGCGGAGAUGCCCACGCCCCUUAUGGAGCUGAACAUCAAUGAUAUCUGCCCACGGCCCAGGAGUCUGUUCAUUGCGGUGAUUGUGGUCAUCUCGCUGGCUGGUUUUCUGAUUGGCAUCACCGCUGCGCUCUACUACAAGUACCAGCAGGAGAUCAAGAUCUGGCUGUACGCCCACAAUCUGUGCAUGUGGUUCGUAACCGAAGAGGAACUGGACAAGGACAAGAAAUUCGAUGCGUUCAUUUCGUAUUCGCACAAGGAUCAGAGCUUCGUGGAGAAGCAUCUGGUGCCGCAACUGGAGCACGGUCCACAAAAGUUUACGCUCUGCGUGCACGUACGCGACUGGCUGGUGGGUGGCUUCAUACCCGAGAAUAUUGUGCGCUCCGUCGCAGACUCCCGUCGUACCAUCAUCGUGCUCAGCCCGAAUUUCAUCAAGUCGGACUGGGCACGCAUGGAGUUCCGGGCGGCCCAUCGAGCGGCGCUGAACGAGGGACGCUCCCGUGUGAUUGUGAUCAUCUACUCGGACAUUGGCGACAUUGAGCAGCUGGACGAUGAAAUGAAGGCGUAUCUGAGAAUGAACACCUACCUGAAGUGGGGCGAUCCAUGGUUCUGGGAUAAGCUGCGCUACGCCCUGCCGCAUCGUGCACCCAUUGGCAAUGCGGGCAACGGCGCCCUGAUCAAGUCGGCGCUCAAAGGCUCCACAGAUGAUAAGCUCGAGCUGAUUAAGCCAUCGCCCGUGACGCCGCCCCUGACUACGCCGCCCGGCGACACGACCAAAAAUCCGCUGGUCGCACAACUGAAUGGCGGUACCCCCCACACAGCCAUCAUGAUUGCCAACGGCAAGAAUGGCCUGACGAAUUUGUAUGCGCCGAACGGUAAGGCACACCAUGGCAACGGCCACAUCAAUGGCGCCUUCAUCAUCAACACAAAUGCCAAGCAGAGCGACGUAUAGAAAUGGCGCAAUGUGGAGCCCGACGAGGAGGAGCUCCUGUUUCACUGAGGCAUUCAAUCCUUACGCUAUGACCAAUUCCGAUUCCGAUCAGCUGAAUGUAUAAAUGACAAAACCAAAUGCCUAGAUAACAGCAUUCUUGUAGCCAACUGAAAUUGCACUCAAAUUGAUUUCUCUAGGCAUGUGUAUGUCUCUGAGUGUGUGUGAGUGUAUGCAUGUGCGUGUGUGUGUGGGUGUGUGUUUGCAUCUGUGUCUGUGUUUUGGUCUAGUUAAAUUCUGUAGAGUAAUUUUACAAAAACGAAAAAACAAAAAACAAAAAAUCUAAAAAACAAAAACAAAAGAGAAAACAUUGCAUCUGCUGCUGGUAAAUCCAAUGCACAAAAUUGGUGAAAAUUUUCAAUUUUCAAUACUUCCUGUGGCCUUUGUUGACAUAAACAAAAAAGAAAUGGAAAAAUUUCGCAAAAAUGAAAAGAUGGAAAACAAAAUUACAUUUUGGAUAGUUGAAAAAGCGUAAGCUAUUCGAGAGCUUAUCAUUCUGUUUAGAGUUAUGUAAGUGUAAGUUAAACUCACUAAGACCCAAUUAUUUUGUACAUUAUAUAGCUAUGAUAUUGUAAAUGUUAUGCCUAAGUUGAGCGCAUGUAAAAGUUGCAGAGAACUCGCAAUCGAAAUAAUUGAAUUUUUAUUUUGCAGAUUAAGGCAAUUACUUUGUUUGCACGAAUCUCAAGUUUUACUUAAUAUUUGAUCAAACUGAGCUUUAGUUCCCUGUACAAUCUGAAUAAUUUGUAAUAAGCUAUCGAUUAAUGCACAUACAUACAUAUGACGUAUCCAAAUAGUAGCAUAUAAACUAUGCCGUGUACUGAAUGUAAUUUA